GUUGUAAAACAGAUGGAGUGGGAUUGUGAUUUGUGGCAAACAACUACCAAAAGAAAUCCCACAAUAUGAAUUCCAGCCAUUCCUUACCUUCUCUCUCUGUCAUUAAGAUCUGCUUACGUCGCACUCACGCUCUGUACUAAUUACAGGAACCCACCUAGCCUAGACACAGGUUCAUGCAUCAUGCCACCAUUCAUUAUAGAUAAUAAUGUCCCUUGAGAUAUCCGUCUCGGGAUAAUACGCAGGCCCCACCAUAGAGAACUUAAAACCUUAACAUUUAUAAGGGUCCCAAGUAGUCAGAUUAAAUACCUGGGCCCAGAUUCUGUAGGCCAUGGGGCUGUGAACCCUAGAAUUGAUCUGCGCCGUACUUUCCCUUGAUUAAUGGCCAGGAUCUGCCGACUAGAUCUAGAAGAGAAUCAAUAUCUCAAUCCUUGGUAAAUCGGACUGUGUAAUCCUAGUCACACCAUGGAAUUGUUCUCAGCCACUAGUUGGUCUCAUGCGAAAAUCACCACAAACAAUUCUGACUCCUGAGCCAGACAGAUUCUAUUCAAGUUUUUUUCUGUCCAGUAACAGAAAAAAGGAUAUCAGAUCCCUGUACUCUCAGGCCUUAAAAGCUCAGUUGGGUUACUUAUUUUUGCCUUUCCUCGCUGUUAAAAAACCAGAGGGAAGUUGUGAUUUCGUUGUAGAAUACUUUUGGGAGUAUAAAAUAGGCUAAUGCUGGAUUUACAGAUGCAUAACAUUGUUUUUUGGAUUUUGGGUAUUAUAUUAAAUUGGAGUUUGAUCUGAUUUUGAUAGUUUGUCGGCCUUGUAUAGAAAGGAGAGAGAGUACAGGCCAUCAAACGAUAAAGAAAAUGGUGAACUUAUAGAUAGAGCUGUAUUUAGGGUUGGGUUCCGAGAAAAGCUAUAAAUUUGUUUGGCGGCGGUGAAAACAACGACGAUUACAAAAACAGGACAUUGAUAAUGCGGACUCUCUGUGAUAGCUGUGAGGCUGCAGCUGCCCAGUUCUUUUGUGCUGCUGAUGAGGCUGCUCUGUGUGCCCAGUGUGAUGAAAAGGUCCAUAGUUGCAACAAGCUGGCAAGCAGGCAUAUAAGGCUGCAACUGCGAGAGUCCUGGUCGGUACCACGCUGUGACAUUUGUGAAACUGCACCAGCUUUUCUGCAUUGUAGCAUUGAUGGAUCAUCCUUGUGCCUCCAAUGUGAUAUGGAUGUCCAUAUAGGUGGGAAAAGAACCCACCAAAGGUACCUGUUAUUGGGGCAAAGAGUCGAGCUUCCAAAUGGACUCAACUUGCUGGAGGAAUAUGGGAACGGAAAAACCGUGGAUACAGGGAGAGCCUGGCAGAAGAAAUAUUGUCAAGAGCACCUCCACAGUGUAGCUCCAUGUCAUAAAACUAACGUUGAAUCAAAUGGGCACCUCAAUAACGGUACACCUUGUAAUAAAAAAAAUGUUGAGCCCAAUGGUUCAAAGGACUGAAUUUUCUUUUAUUCUUUCUCCUUUACAACUCCUCUUUCUCUGAUAUGCUGCAAAGAGGCUUUAAAAUUGGAUGAAAAUUUGUUACUGCACUAUACCAUUGACAAUGACUGUGGAUAGUUUUUCUAUCAUGUUAAUUAUGCUUUCUGUCAUCCCACAGAUUUGAUGAUGGGGUCUUAGCUUAUUCUGGGAACUUUGUGAAUGAAAACUAUGUAAUAAAUAAACUGAUUUUGCUGCGUUGUGUAUAUGGUUUUAAUAUUAACCAUUAAUCAGAACACAAAUUUCUUUUUA
Messenger RNA from Cryptomeria japonica (Japanese cedar), 1755 nucleotides. RefSeq names its product B-box zinc finger protein 18. Lineage: Eukaryota; Viridiplantae; Streptophyta; Pinopsida; Cupressales; Cupressaceae. Gene Ontology annotation, molecular function: zinc ion binding. Gene Ontology annotation, biological process: photomorphogenesis; regulation of DNA-templated transcription. Gene Ontology annotation, cellular component: nucleus. The coding region runs from base 958 to 1467 and encodes 169 amino acids. The record is from RefSeq and is a predicted model, not a curated record. The transcript has 4 exons.